GUGGCAGGAAUUGAAGAAGAAGAAGAAGAAGAAGGAUAUAUAUACAAAGAAUGGUUCCAAGGGAUGAGCAAAAAGGAGAUGAUAAUAAUAAUAAUCUGCAUGAGAAAAUGCAGCUUCUUCGAUCUGUUACCAACUCUCAAGCUAUGAGUGAGACAUCAAUCAUAAGGGAUGCAUCAAAGUAUAUAGAGGAGUUGAAGCAGAAAGUGGAGACUGCUAACCAGCAUAUGUUAUUGGCUUCUUCUGCUUCAAUUGUUUCAACAGAUGACAAUAUUAAUUAUGAUAUUAAUAAUAACCCUUCAUCUUCAUCUCCUCCUAAAUAUUCGGUAGAAUACCUAGAAAAGGGAUUCUUGGUGAAGGUAUACUCAGAAAGAAGUUGCCCUGGGUUACUUGUUGCCUUACUUGAAGCUUUUGAAGAGAUGGGCCUUAAUGUCCUCGAGGCUAGGGUUUCUUCUACCGACCAUUUCCAUCUUCAAGCUUUGGGAGGUGGAGAGAGCGAAGAGGGUGAUGAAGAUGGCAGGAUGAAUACAGAAAUGGUGAUAGAAGCAAUUUCAAGGGUAAUCAAGGAUUGGAAUGAGAACAAGGGUGGAGAUGGCGAUGUGGAAUAAUGGAUAAUGAAUGUAUGUGUUUGUUGAUGUCUUUUUUUUUUUUGAUCUUGAUGGAAUUGAAUUCUAUGAUUCUAAAUCUAGCUAGCAAUGAAGCUAGUUAUGGCAU
Molecule: messenger RNA, 711 nt
Organism: Cuscuta campestris
Lineage: Eukaryota; Viridiplantae; Streptophyta; Magnoliopsida; Solanales; Convolvulaceae
Source: the annotation of a GenBank genome assembly